CUCUCUUUAACUUGAUUUAUAAGAAUUUGUUCGUUUGGACUAAGAAUGGCUGCGAAGCGAUGCUAUCUCAUGCAGUUUCUUUUGGUUAUGUUUCUUCUGCUAAUGAAGAACCAAGCAACAAUCACAGAUUCUCCAUCUCCUCAGCCACAACCAUCCUGGACUUUUCCUGCUUACGGUGCAACUCCCGGCAGCCUUCAUCCUCAAGAGUGUGCGCCUCGUUGUGGCGCAAGAUGCUCGAAGACAGCAUACAAGAAGCCAUGUAUGUUCUUCUGCCAGAAAUGUUGUGCAAAGUGUUUGUGUGUGCCUCCAGGCACUUAUGGAAACAAGCAGUUCUGUCCUUGCUAUAAUAACUGGAAGACAAAGAGAGGUGGCCCUAAGUGUCCCUAAAAAUAAGUGAUUUUUGUCCACUGCUUAUAAUCAAAUUAACUUGUUCAGUGACCUGUGUACUUAUUUGUUCCUAUUAGGGUUAGCUGCAAGAUAUGUUGCUUUCGUUGAGUGUGAGUGUACUUAUCUUUAUCAUGGUUCUAUGGUAAUUGAAGGCAUUUUUUUCCCUUUA
Messenger RNA from Olea europaea var. sylvestris, 556 nucleotides. RefSeq names its product protein GAST1-like. The coding region runs from base 46 to 387 and encodes 113 amino acids. NCBI's taxonomy places the organism in Eukaryota, Viridiplantae, Streptophyta, Magnoliopsida, Lamiales, Oleaceae. The transcript has 4 exons. The record is from RefSeq and is a predicted model, not a curated record.